CCCCGGGACCCAGUCGGGCGGGCGCCGAGCGAGCGAGUGAGCGAACGGAGCAGGCCAGGCCAUGGGGCGGCGGGCGGCGGGCGCGCUGCUGCCGGCGCUGCUGCUGCUGCUGCUUGGGCGGCUGCUCGCGGUGGCCCACGGGCUGAGGGGAGACGAUGGCUUGUCUCUGCCCGAGGAUGCAGAGACCGUCACGGCAGGCCGGGCUGGCUGGACCUAUUCGGACCUUUCUGAUGACGAGGACUUGCUGGCUGACGAUGCCUCCGGAGAUGGCCUGGGCAGUGGGGACCUGGGUAGCGGAGACUUCCAAAUGGUUUAUUUCCGGGCCCUGGUAAACUUCACUCAUUCCAUCGACUACAGCCCCCGACUGGAAGAUGCAGCCUCCGAGGAGUUCCGAGAGGUGUCCGAGGCCGUGGUCGACACGCUGGAGUCGGAAUACCUGAAGAUCCCUGGAGACCAGGUUGUCAGCCUGGUGUUCAUCAAGGAGCUGGAUGGCUGGGUCUUUGUGGAGCUGGAUGUGGGCUCAGAAGGGAAUGCAGACUUGGCUCAGAUUCAAGAGGUGCUUCACACGGUCGUCUCCAGCGGCUCCAUUGCUUCCUACGUCACCUCUCCCCACGGCUUCCAGUUCCGACGCCUGGGCACAGUGCCCCAGCCCUCGAGGGUCUGCACCGAGGCGGAAUUUGCCUGCCACAGCCACAACGAGUGUGUGGCCCUGGAGUAUCGCUGUGACCGGCGGCCUGACUGCAGGGACAUGUCCGAUGAGCUCAAUUGUGAGGAACCUGUCCCAGAGCUCAGCUCCGUGCUGCCCCCUCUGCUGGAGACCCCGCCUCCACCACCCCAGCCAGAGGCAAUCAGCCCCCAGCAGCCCCCAGGCUCCCCCACCCCCUUGCCGCUGCGCCCCGAUGAUGACAGGCCCGUGCCCUGUGGGCCCCACGAGGCCACGUGCCACAGCGGGCACUGUAUCCCCAAAGACUACGUCUGCGAUGGGCAGGAGGACUGCACGGACGGCAGCGACGAGCUGGACUGCGGCCCCACCCCACCCUGUGAACCCAACGAGUUCCCCUGCAGAAAUGGGCACUGUGCCCUCAAGCUGUGGCACUGCGACGGCGACUACGACUGCGACGACCGCACGGACGAGGCCGACUGCCCCACCAAGCGCCCUGAGGAUGUAUGCGGGCCCACGCAGUUCCGCUGUGUCUCCACCGACACGUGCAUCCCGGCCAGCUUCCACUGCGACGAGGAGAGCGACUGUCCCGACCGCAGCGACGAGUUUGGCUGCAUGCCCCCCCAGGUGGUGACCCCACCCCAGGAGUUGAUCCAGGCUUCCCGGGGCCAGACGGUGACCUUCACCUGCGUGGCCAUCGGUGUACCCACCCCCAUCAUCAACUGGAGGCUCAACUGGGGCCACAUCCCCUCCCACCCCAGGGUGACAAUGACCAGCGAGGGUGGCCGCGGCACCCUGACCAUCCGCGACGUGAAGGAGGCAGACCAGGGGGCCUACACCUGCGAGGCCAUGAACGCCCGCGGCAUGGUGUUCAGCAUUCCUGACGGCGUCCUGGAGCUCAUCCCACAGCGAGCAGGCCCCUGCCCCGAUGGGCACUUCUACCUGGAGGACAGCGGCUCCUGUCUGCCCUGCUUCUGCUUCGGGGUCACCAGCGUGUGCCAGAGCAGCCACCGCUUCCGGGACCAGAUCCGGCUGCGCUUUGACCAGCCCAAUGACUUCAAGGGCAUGAACGUGACGAUGCCUGCGCAGCCCGGCACGCCGCCCCUCUCCUCCACCCAGCUGCAGAUUGACGUUACUCUGCAGGAGUUCCAGCUGGUUGACCUGUCCCGCCGCUUCCUCAUCCACGACUCCUUCUGGGCUCUGCCCGAGCAGUUCCUGGGCAACAAGGUGGACUCCUACGGUGGCUCCCUGCGCUACAAGGUGCGCUAUGAGCUGGCGCGUGGCACGCUGGAGCCAGUGCAGCGGCCGGACGUGGUCCUCGUGGGUGCAGGAUUUCGCCUGCUGUCCCGGGGCCACACACCCACCCAACCCGGGGCUGUGAACCAGCGCCAGGUCCAGUUCUCUGAGGAGCACUGGGUCCACGAGUCUGGCCAGCCGGUGCAGCGGACGGAGAUGCUGCAGGUGCUGCAGAGCCUGGAGGCCGUGCUCAUCCAGACGGUGUACAACACCAAGAUGGCCAGCGUGGGGCUGAGUGACAUCGCCAUGGACACCACUGUCACCCACGCCACCAGCCAUGGCCGCGCCCACAGCGUGGAGGAGUGCAGGUGCCCCAUUGGCUACUCCGGCUUGUCCUGUGAGAGCUGUGAGGCCCACUUCACCCGGGUGCCGGGUGGGCCCUACCUGGGCACCUGUUCUGGCUGCAACUGUAAUGGCCACGCCAGCUCCUGUGAUCCCGUGUAUGGCCACUGCCUGAAUUGCCAGCACAACACAGAGGGGCCUCAGUGCAACAAGUGCAAGGCCGGCUUCUUUGGGGAUGCCACAAAGGCCACAGCCACUGCCUGCCGGCCCUGCCCCUGCCCAUAUAUCGAUGCCUCCCGCAGGUUCUCAGACACCUGCUUCCUGGACACGGAUGGCCAAGCCACAUGUGACGCGUGUGCCCCAGGCUACAUCGGCCGCCGCUGUGAGAGCUGUGCCCCUGGAUACGAGGGCAACCCCAUCCAGCCGAGUGGGAAGUGCAGGCCCAUCAAACAGCAGAUCUUGCGCUGUGACGAGCGAGGCAGCGUAGAGGCCUCCGGGGAGACCUGUCGCUGUAAGAACAACGUGGUGGGGCGCCUGUGCAACGAGUGCGCCAACGGCUCCUUCCACCUGAGCACGCGCAAUCCCGACGGCUGCCUCAAGUGCUUCUGCAUGGGCGUCAGCCGCCAGUGCACCAGCUCCUCCUGGAGCCGCUCCCAGGUGCAGGGGGCCUCUGAGGAGCCCACUGAGUUCAGCCUGACCAACGCUGCAGGCACCCACUCCACCAGUGAGGGCAUCUCGUCCCCCUCGCCUGGGGAGCUGCUCUUUUCCUCCUUCCACAGCCUCCUGCCUGGACCCUACUUCUGGAGUCUCCCCCCGCGCUUCCGGGGGGACAAGGUGACCUCCUAUGGGGGAGACCUGCGCUUCACUGUGACCCAGCGGCCCCAGCCUGGCUCUGAGCCCCUGCACGGGCAGCCGCUGGUGGUGCUGCAGGGCAACGGGAUUGUCCUGGAGCAUCACGCCUCCCACGAGCCCAGCCCUGGCCAGCCCAGCUCCUUCACUGUGCCCUUCUGGGAGCAAGCGUGGCAGCGGCCUGAUGGGCAGCCGGCCACACGGGAGCACCUGCUGAUGGCACUGGCCGGCGUUGACACCCUCCUGAUCCGGGCGUCCUACACCCAGCAGUCGGCUGAGAGCAGGGUCUCUGGCAUUAGCAUGGACGUGGCUGUGCCUGAGGACACCGGCCAGGACCCUGCCCUGCCAGUGGAGCAGUGCACCUGUCCACCCGGGUACCGUGGCCCAUCCUGCCAGGACUGCGACACAGGUUACACACGCACGCCCAGCGGCCUCUACCUGGGCACCUGCGAACGCUGCAGCUGCCAUGGCCACACAGAGGUCUGCGAGCCGGAGACAGGUGCCUGCCAGGGCUGCCAGCAUCACACGGAGGGCUCACGGUGCGAGCAGUGCCAGCCGGGAUACUACGGGGAUGCCCAGCGGGGGACGCCGCAGGACUGCCAGCCGUGCCCGUGCCAUGGAGCCCCUGCUGCUGGCCAGGCUUCCCACACUUGCUUUCUGGACACAGAUGGCCACCCCACCUGUGACGCGUGUUCCCCAGGCCACAGCGGGCGUCACUGUGAGAGGUGUACCCCAGGUUACCACGGCAACCCCAUCCAGGGCCUGCCUUGCCAAAGAGACAGCCAGAGGCCAGAACCGAUUGGCUGUGGCUGUGACCCCCAGGGCAGCAUCAGCAGUCAGUGUGAUGCGGCCGGCCAGUGCCAGUGCAAGGCCCAGGUGGAAGGCCUCACCUGCAGCCACUGCCGGCCCCACCACUUCCACCUGAGUGCCAGCAACCCUCAGGGCUGCCUGCCCUGCUUCUGCAUGGGUGUCACCCAGCAGUGCGCCAGCUCCUCCUACAGCCGCCACCUGAUUUCCACCCACUUUGCCCCUGGGGACUUCCAAGGCUUCGCCCUGGUGAACCCGCAGCGAAACAGCCGCCUGACGGGAGGCUUCUCCGUGGAGCCCGUGUCCGACGGUGCCCAGCUCUCUUUUGGCAACUUCGCCCACCUCGGCCACGAGUCCUUCUACUGGCAGCUGCCGGAGACGUACCAGGGAGACAAGGUGGCGGCUUAUGGCGGGAAGCUGCACUACACCCUCUCCUACACGGCAGGGCCACAGGGCAGCCCUCUGUCCGACCCUGACAUCCAGAUCACGGGCAACAACAUCAUGCUGGUGACCACCCAGCCGGCACCACGAGGCCCUGAGAGGCAGAGCUACGAGAUCGUCUUCCGAGAGGAAUUCUGGCGCCGGUCCGAUGGGCAGCCAGCCACGCGCGAGCACCUUCUGAUGGCGCUGGCUGACCUGGAUGAGCUCCUGGUCCGCGCCACGUUCUCCUCAGUGCCGCUGGCGGCCAGCAUCAGCGCCGUCAGCCUGGAGGUGGCCCAGCCCGGACCCUCAGAUGGACCCCGGGCCCUCGAGGUGGAGGAGUGCCGCUGUCCGCCGGGCUACAUCGGCUUGUCCUGCCAGGACUGUGCCCCAGGUUACACACGCACUGGGAGUGGGCUGUACCUCGGCCACUGUGAGCUGUGCGAAUGCAAUGGCCACUCGGACUUGUGCCACCCGGAGACCGGAGCCUGCUCGCAAUGCCAGCACAAUGCCGUUGGGGAGUUCUGCGAGCUGUGUGCCCCUGGCUACUAUGGAGAUGCCACAGCUGGGACCCCAGAGGACUGCCAGCCCUGUGCCUGCCCACUGACCAACCCAGAGAACAUGUUCUCCCGCACCUGUGAGAGCCUGGGAGCCAACGGGUACCGCUGCACGGCCUGUGAGCCCGGCUAUACCGGCCAGUACUGUGAGCAGUGUGCCCCGGGUUACGUGGGUAACCCCAAUGUGCGGGGGGGCCAGUGCCUGCCACAGAACCAAGACCCACUGCUGGUCCAGGUCCACCCUGCUCGGAGUGUAGUGCCCCAAGGUGGCCCCCACUCCCUGCGGUGCCAGGUCAGUGGGAACCCACCCCACUACUUCUACUGGUCUCGUGAGGAUGGGCGGCCCUUGCCCAGCAGCACCCAGCAGCGACAUCAAGGCUCCGAGCUCCACUUCCCCAGCGUCCAGCCCUCAGAUGCCGGGGUUUAUAUUUGCACCUGCCGGAAUCACCAGCAUACCAACACCAGCCGGGCAGAGCUGCUGGUCACUGAGGCUCCAAGCAAGCCCAUCAUGGUGACAGUGGAGGAGCAGCGGAGCCAGAGUGUGCGCCCUGGGGCCGACGUCACCUUCAUCUGCACGGCCAAGAGCAAGUCUCCAGCUUACACGCUGGUGUGGACCCGCCUGCACAACGGGAAGCUGCCCACCCGCGCCAUGGACUUCAACGGCAUCCUCACCAUCCGCAACGUGCAGCCAAGCGACGCGGGCACCUACGUGUGCACCGGCUCCAACAUGUUCGCCAUGGACCAGGGCACAGCCACGCUGCACGUGCAAGCCUCGGGUGCCCUGUCCGCCCCAGUGGUCUCCAUCCACCCGCCGCAGCUCACAGUGCAGCCUGGGCAGCUGGCCGAGUUCCGCUGCAGCGCCACAGGGAACCCCACGCCCACCCUCGAGUGGACAGGGGGCCCUGGUGGCCAGCUCCCACAGAAGGCACAGAUCCAGGGUGGCAUCCUGCGCCUGCCAGCCGUGGAGCCCUCGGAUCAGGCUCAGUAUCUGUGCCGCGCCCACAGCAGCGCCGGGCAGCAAGUGGCCAGGGCCGUGCUCCACGUGCACGGGGGCAGCGGGCCCAGGGUCCAGGUGAGUCCAGAGAGGACCCAGGUGCAUGAAGGCCGCACCGUCAGGCUGUACUGCAGGGCAGCAGGGACGCCCAGUGCCACCAUCACCUGGAGGAAGGAAGGGGGCAGCCUCCCCCCACAGGCCCGUUCAGAGCGCACUGACAUCGCCACGCUGCUCAUCCCAGCCAUCACGACUGACGACGCCGGCUUCUACCUGUGUGUGGCCACCAGCCCUGCAGGCACCUCACAGGCCCGCAUCCAGGUGGUCGUCCUUCCAGCCUCAGGUGCCAGCCCUCCGCCCAUCAGGAUUGAGUCCUCAUCACCAUCUGUGAGUGAAGGGCAGACACUUGACCUCAGCUGUGUGGUAGCCGGGCAGGCCGACGCCCAGGUCACGUGGUACAAGCGAGGGGGCAGCCUGCCCCCCCACGCCCAGGUCCACGGCUCCCGGCUGCGGCUAUCUCAUGUUUCGCCAGCUGAUUCUGGUGAAUAUGUGUGCCGAGUGGAGAGUGAGUCGGGCCCCAAGGAGGCCUCCAUCACCAUCUCUGUCCUCCAUGGCACCCACUCAGGCCCCGGCUACAUCCCAGUCCCCGGUGGAGCCCCUGCUCCAGGCACCCCCCAGCCCAUCCGCAUCGAGUCCUCCUCCUCGCACGUGGCCGAAGGGCAGACGCUGGACCUGAACUGCGUGGUGCCCGGGCAGGCCCACACCCAGGUCAUGUGGUACAGGCGUGGGGGCAGCCUCCCUGCCCGGCACCAGGCCCAUGGCUCACUGCUGCGGCUGCACCAGGUGUCCCCCGCUGACUCGGGCGAGUACGUGUGCCGCGUGGUCCUCGGCUCAGGGCCCCUGGAGGCCUCCGUCCUGGUCACCAUCGAGGCCUCCAGCUCCAGCUCUGGCUCCAUCCCUGCCCCAGGACCCGUCCCACCUGUCAGAAUUGAGUCCUCAUCCACCACGGUGGCCGAGGGGCAGACCCUCGAUCUAAGCUGUGUGGUGCCCGGGCAGGCCCACGCCCAGGUCACGUGGUACAAGCGGGGGGGCCGCCUCCCCGCCCAACACCAGGUCCGUGGUUCCCGGCUGUACAUCUUCCAGAUCUCCCCAGCGGAUGCAGGCGAGUACGUCUGCCGGACCAGCAGCGGCGUGGAGGCCUCCGUCACAGUCACGGUCACUGGGACCCAGGGGGCCAACUUCAUCCACCCCCCUGGAGGCGCCCAGCCCAUCCGCAUCGAGUCCUCCUCCUCGCACGUGGCCGAAGGGCAGACGCUGGACCUGAACUGCGUGGUGCCCGGGCAGGCCCACGCCCAGGUCACGUGGCACAGGCGCGGGGGCAGCCUCCCUGCCCGGCACCAGACCCACGGCUCGCUGCUGCGGCUGCACCAAGUGUCGCCAGCCGACUCUGGCGAGUACGUGUGCCGUGUGGUGGGCAGCUCCGGGCCCCUGGAGGCCUCUGUCCUGGUCACCAUCGAGCCUGCGUUCUCUGGGCCAGCGAUUGGGGUCACCCCCCCAGUCCGGAUCGAGUCGUCUUCCUCCCAUGUGGCUGAAGGGCAGACACUGGAUCUGAACUGCCUCGUCUCUGGGCAGGCCCACGCCCAGGUCACGUGGCACAGGCGCGGGGGCAGCCUCCCUGCCCGGCACCAGGUGCACGGCUCGCGGCUGCGGCUAUCCCAGGUGACCCCAGCCGACUCCGGGGAGUACGUGUGCCGCGUGGUGGGCAGCUUAGGCACCCAGGAAGCCUCAGUCCUUGUCACCAUCCAGCAGCGCCCCCAGGGCGUGGUGUACCCUGUCCGCAUCGAGUCAUCUUCGGCCUCCCUGGCCAAUGGGCAUACCCUGGACCUCAACUGCCUGGUGGCCAGCCACGCCCCUCACACCAUCACCUGGUACAAGCGUGGAAGCAGCCUACCCAGCCGACACCAGAUCGUGGGCUCCCGGCUACGGAUCCCCCAGGUGACGCCGGCCGACUCAGGCGAGUACGUGUGUCACGUCAGUAACGGUGCCGGUUCCCAGGAGACGUCUCUCAUUGUCACCAUCCAGGGCAGCGGGUCCUCCCACGUGCCCAGCGUCUCCCCAUCCAUCAGGAUCGAGUCCUCGUCGCCCACAGUGGUGGAAGGGCAAACCUUGGAUCUGAACUGCGUGGUCGCCGGGCAGCCCCAGGCCAUCAUCACGUGGUACAAGCGCGGGGGCAGCCUUCCUGCCCGCCACCAGGCCUACGGCUCCCGCCUGCGUCUGCACCAAAUGUCCGUGGCCGACUCGGGCGAGUACGUGUGCCGGGCCAACAACAACAUCGAGGCCCAGGAGACUUCCAUCACGGUCUCGGUCACCCCCAGCCCCAGCAGCGCCCCCGACCUUCAUGGUGCCAUGCCCAUCAGAAUUGAAUCUUCGUCUUCACAAGUGGCUGAAGGCCAGACGCUGGACCUGAACUGUGUGGUCCAGGGACAGGCCCACGCCCAGGUCACGUGGCACAAGCGCGGGGGCAGCCUCCCCAGUCGCCAUCAGGCCCACGGCUCACGGCUGCGGCUGCACCAGGUGUCCCCAGCUGACUCGGGCGAGUACGUGUGCCGCGUGGUGGGCAGCUCCGGCCCCCUGGAGGCCUCCGUCCUGGUCACCAUCGAAGCCUCCGGCUCCAGCACUGUUCGUGUUCCCGUCCCCGGCAGAGCCCCACCCAUCCGCAUCGAGACCUCGUCCUCCCGAGUGGCUGAAGGGCAGACUCUGGACCUGAACUGCGUGGUUCCUGGGCAGGCCCACGCCCAGGUCACGUGGCACAGGCGCGGGGGCAGCCUGCCCGCCCGGCACCAGGUCCACGGCCCCCUGCUGAGGCUGAAUCAGGUGUCCCCGGCCGACUCUGGCGAGUACUUGUGCCAGGUGACCAGCAGCUCGGGCAUCCUGGAGGCCUCUGUCCUGGUCACAAUUGAGGCCUCCAGCCCACGCCCCAUUCCUGCCCCAGGCCUGGCCCAGCCCGUCUACAUCGAGUCCUCCUCCUCACACGUGACUGAAGGGCAGACGCUGGAUCUGAACUGCGUGGUGCCCGGGCAGGCCCACACCCAGGUCACGUGGCACAGGCGCGGGGGCAGCCUCCCCGCCCGGCACCAGACCCAUGGCUCCCGGCUGCGGCUCCACCACAUCGCCCCCGCCGACUCUGGCGAGUAUGUGUGCCGCGUGGCCAGCGACCCAGGCCCCGAGCAGGAGGCCUCCUUCACGGUCACGGUGCCCUCCAGUGCAGGUUCCUCCUACCGCCUCAGGAGCCCUGUCAUCUCCAUCGACCCACCCAGCCGCACGGUGCAGCGGGGCCAGGACGCCAGCUUCAAGUGCCUCAUUCAUGACGGGGCAGCCCCCGUCACCCUCGAGUGGAAGACCCGGAACCAGGAGCUGGAGGACAAUGUCCACAUCAGUCCCAACGGCUCCAUCAUCACCAUUGUGGGCACCCGGCCCAGCAACCACGGCACCUACAUCUGUGUGGCCUCCAACGCCUACGGCGUCGCCCAGAGCGUCGUGAACCUCAGUGUGCAUGGGCCCCCGACAGUGUCCGUGCUCCCCGAGGGCCCCGUGCGGGUGAAGAUCGGCAAGGCCGUCACCCUGGAGUGCGUGAGUGCCGGGGAACCCCGCUCCUCUGCUCGGUGGACCCGUAUCGGCAGCCCCCUCAAGUUGGAGCAGCGGACGUUUGGGGUCGUGGACAGCCAUACGGUGCUGCAGAUUUCAUCAGCUAAGCCGUCAGAUGGGGGCAUCUACGUGUGCCUGGCUCAGAAUGCACUGGGCACGGCGCAGAAGCGGGUGGAGGUGAUUGUGGACACGGGCACUGUGGCCCCAGGGGCCCCCCAGGUGCAGGUGGAAGAAGCCGAGCUGACCGUGGAGGCUGGACACACAGCCACCCUGCGCUGCUCAGCCACAGGCAGCCCCACCCCCACCAUCCACUGGUCCAAGCUGCGCUCCCCCCUGCCGUGGCAGCACCAGCUGGAGGGCGACACUCUGCACAUCCCCCGGGUGGCCCAGCAGGACUCGGGCCAGUACAUCUGCAAUGCCACCAGCCCUGCUGGGCAUGCUGAGGCCACCGUCGUCCUGCACGUGGAGAGCCCACCGUAUGCCACCACGAUCCCAGAGCACGCUUCGGUGCGAGCAGGGGAGACGGUGCAGCUGCAGUGCCUGGCUCACGGAACACCCCCGCUCACCUUCCAGUGGAGCCGCGAGGGUGGCAGCCUCCCCCGCAGGGCCACCGCCAGGAAGGAGCUGCUGCGCUUUGAGCCUGCAGCCCCCGAGGACUCGGGCCGCUACCGCUGCCAGGUCACCAACAAGGUGGGCUCAGCUGAAGCCUUCGCCCAGCUGCUCGUCCAAGGCCCUGCUGGCUCCCUCCCCACCACCUCCGUCCCGGCAGGAUCCUCACCCACUGUGCAGGUGACGCCUCAGCUGGAGACCAAGAGCAUCGGGGCCAGCGUCGAGUUCCACUGUGCCGUGCCCAGCCACCGGGGCACCCAGCUCCGCUGGUUCAAGGAAGGGGGUCAGCUGCCUCCCGGCCACAGCGUGCAGGACGGGGUGCUUCGAAUCCAGAACCUGGACCAGAGCUGCCAAGGGACAUAUGUUUGCCAGGCCCAUGGGCCUUGGGGACAGGCCCAGGCUCGUGCCCAGCUGGUUGUCCAAGCCCUGCCGUCGGUGCUCAUCAACAUCCGGACCUCCGUGCAGACCGUGGUGGUCGGCCACGCCGUGGAGUUCGAGUGCCUGGCGCGGGGGGACCCCAAGCCCCAGGUAACGUGGAGCAAAGUGGGCGGGUACCUGCGGCCAGGCGUCGUGCAGAGCGGAGGCAUCGUCAGGAUCCCCCACGUGGAGCUGGCAGACGCGGGGCAGUACCGCUGCACGGCCACCAAUCCCGCCGGCACCACCCAGUCCCACGUGCUGCUGCUCGUGCAGGCCUUACCUCAGAUCUCCACGCCCCCCGAGGUUCGUGUGCCCGCUGGCUCUGCGGCCAUCUUCCCCUGCAUGGCCUCUGGCUACCCAACCCCUGACAUCACCUGGACCAAGCUGGACGGCAGCCUGCCCCCCAACAGCCACCUGGAGAACAACGUGCUGAUGCUGCCCUCCGUCCGCCCUCAGGACGCAGGCACCUAUGUCUGCACCGCCACCAACCGCCAGGGCAAGGUCAAAGCCUUCGCCCAUCUGCAGGUGCCAGAGCGAGUGGUGCCCUACUUCACGCAGACCCCCCACUCUUUCCUGCCGCUGCCCACCAUCAAGGAUGCCUACAGGAAGUUCGAGAUCAAGAUCACCUUCCGGCCUGACUCGGCUGAUGGGAUGCUGCUGUACAACGGGCAGAAGCGGAGCCCGGGGAGCCCCACCAGCCUGGCCAGCAGGCAGCCCGACUUCAUCUCCUUCGGCCUCGUGGGUGGGAGGCCCGAGUUCCGCUUUGACGCAGGCUCUGGCAUGGCCACCAUCCGCCACCCCACGCCGCUGACCCUGGGCCAGUUCCACACCGUGACCCUGUUGCGCAGCCUCACCCAGGGCUCCCUGGUGGUGGGCAACCUGGCUCCGGUCAACGGGACCUCGCAGGGCAAGUUCCAGGGCCUGGACCUGAACGAGGAGCUCUACCUGGGCGGCUACCCCGACUACGGCGCCAUCCCCAAGGCGGGGCAGAGCAGCGGCUUCAUAGGCUGCGUCCGGGAGCUGCGCAUCCAGGGCGAGGAGAUCACCUUCCACGACCUGAACCUCACGGCCCACGGCAUCUCCCACUGCCCCACCUGUCGGGACCGGCCCUGCCAGAAUGGGGGCCAGUGCCACGACUCGGAGAGCAGCAGCUACAUGUGCAUCUGCCCGGCCGGCUUCACGGGGAGCCGCUGCGAGCACUCGCAGUCCCUGCACUGCCACCCAGAGGCCUGUGGGCCCGAUGCCACCUGUGUGAACCGGCCCGACGGCCGAGGCUACACCUGCCGCUGUCACCUGGGCCGCUCGGGGGUGAGAUGUGAGGAAGGUGUGACCGUGACCACCCCCUCCAUGUCGGGCACCGGCUCCUACCUGGUGCUGCCCGCCCUCACCAACACACACCACGAGCUCCGCCUGGACGUCGAGUUCAAGCCGCUCGUGCCCGACGGACUCUUGCUGUUCAGUGGGGGGAAGAGCGGGCCUGUGGAGGACUUCGUGUCCCUGGCCAUGGUGGGCGGGCACCUGGAAUUCCGCUACGAGCUGGGAUCAGGGCUGGCCGUUCUGCGGAGCCCCGAGCCGCUGGCCCUGGGCCGCUGGCACCGCGUGUCCGCAGAGCGCCUCAACAAGGACGGCAGCCUGCAGGUGAACGGCGGGCACCCCGUGCUGCGCUCCUCGCCAGGCAAGAGCCAGGGCCUCAACCUGCAGACGCCCCUCUACCUGGGCGGCGUGGAGCCCUCCAUGCGGCUGCCCCCAGCCACCAACAUUAGCACUCACUUCCAGGGCUGCGUGGGCGAGGUCUCUGUGAAUGGAAAGCGACUGGACCUCACCUACAGCUUCCUGGGCAGCCAGGGCAUCGGGCAGUGCUACGACAGCUCCCCGUGUGAGCGCCAGCCUUGCCAGCAUGGUGCCACGUGCCUGCCCGCCGGCGAGUAUGAGUUCCAGUGCCUGUGUCAAGAUGGCUUCAAAGGAGACCUCUGCGAGCACGAGGAGAACCCUUGCCAGCUCCGUGAGCCCUGUCUGCAUGGGGGCACCUGCCGGGGCACCCACUGCCUCUGUCUGCCUGGCUUCUCUGGCCCACGCUGCCAACAAGGCUCUGGACAUGGCCUAGCAGAGUCUGAUUGGCAUCUCGAAGGCAGCGGGGGCAAUGACGCCCCUGGGCAGUACGGAGCCUAUUUCCACGACGGUGGCUUCCUCGUCCUCCCUGGCCGUGUCUUCUCCAGGAGCUUGCCCGAGAUACCCGAGACCAUCGAGCUGGAGGUGCGGACCACCACGGCCAACGGCCUCCUCCUCUGGCAAGGCGUGGAGGUGGGCGAGGCCGGCCGAGGCAAGGACUUCAUCGGCCUCGGGCUUGAGGACGGACACUUUGUCUUCAGCUACCAGCUGGGCAGCGGGGAGGCCCGCCUGGUCUCGGAGGACCCCAUCAACGAUGGCGAGUGGCAUCGGGUGGUGGCCCUGCGAGAGGGCCAGAGAGGCUCCAUCCAGGUGGACGGCGAGGAGCUGGUCCGCGGCCAGUCCCCAGGCCCCAACGUGGCCGUCAACACCAAGGGCAGCGUCUACAUCGGCGGAGCCCCCAACGUGGCCACGCUGACCGGCGGCCGGUUCUCGGCGGGCAUCACGGGCUGUAUCAAGAAUCUGGUGCUGCACUCCCCCCGGCCCGGCGCCCCACCUCCACAGCCCCUGGACCUGCAGCACAGUGCCCAGGCGGGGACUAGCACGCGCCCCUGCCCCUCGUAGGCACCCGCCAGCCCCCCACGGACUCCCGGGCAGCGUCCCAGCCCAACAACGUCGAGUAUAUUAUUAUUAAUAUUAUUAUUAUGAGUUUUUUUUGUAAGAAACUGAGGCAAUGCCUGCUUUGCUGCUACCGCCCUGGGCUGGACUGGAGGGUGGGCAUGCCACCCCCCCCCCCCACCAACACACACACCCCUGGGCAAAGCCACAGGCUGGUGGGCAGGACAGCUGGACAGGAGGGGGAGCCUCAGCUCCGGGACUUGGGGCCACGCCCAGAGGCUGGGUGGGCCCAGAACCCUACUCCAGGUGGAGCCCCCAGGGUGAAAAGGGCCACCUGUCUCUGCAGUCCUCGGGCCACCCUCAUUCCUAGGAGAACUUCCGGACACUCCAGCCCCAGCUUCCAUCCAGGGCCUCACCAGCUCCCUGAGCAGGCGGGGGCAUUCGCAGCAGCCUCGGCCACCCUCCCCAGGGUUGGGAAAGCUCCUUAGGGGCAGCCCUGGAGCAAAUGGCAGCUCACCCCCAGGCAGGCAGCCCCCUACCCCUGCCAGCUGAUGCCCCAGCCCUCCCCUACCUCCUCCCAGCCAGCCAGGCCACCUGCCCCUGGCAGCCUCCCUCCCACCCAGCCCCCUGGCCUGCAUCCCACCCCCAACACCCAGCCCAGGGCCUCCGCCCUCAGGGCCUGCAAGGGAAUCCGCACCCCAACUCUCACCAGGAGCUGCUACCCGCAGAGCCCAGCACUGAGGUCUCCCAGCCUACACCAGGCUACACCCACCACUCAUCUGGAAGUGAAGGCCCAGGGACGGUGGGGGGGGUGGGGAGAAGGUUAGUGCCUUGGGUGGGGGAAGCUGGGACCGUGAGUGGGAGGGUUGGGGAGGGGACAUGACAGCCCCGCCCCAUCCGUGGGAGCCCACUGGGGACAAGCACCCUCCCCACCAGCAGCCCCCAGCCUGUGGGGCCGGGAUGCCUGGCCUCUUUGUCCUAGAAGGGACCCUCCUGUGGUCUUUGUCUUGGUUUUCUUAAAUAAACGGUGCUAUCCCCGCCA
Molecule: messenger RNA, 14300 nt
Organism: Choloepus didactylus (southern two-toed sloth)
Lineage: Eukaryota; Metazoa; Chordata; Mammalia; Pilosa; Megalonychidae
Gene: HSPG2
Product: heparan sulfate proteoglycan 2
Biological process (GO): cell-cell adhesion
Cellular component (GO): cell-cell junction
Molecular function (GO): calcium ion binding; cell adhesion molecule binding
Source: RefSeq, a predicted model, not a curated record